UUCGUUUGUAAAGUAUUAUCGGAAAUGAUUUCACCGCCCUGUUGGGACUUUGACGUCACUGCGGUCGCGUAGAAUGUGCGCUCGUUUUGUUGAACAGAACAGCCGGGGCAGAGAACGUCCAAGAUUAAAUCCGAAACCAGAAGGACGCCUGCUUUCUGAUGUCUUCGCGUCCCGCACGCCCGGGCGGGGAAGGGAAAGGUUAGCAACAACAAUGGGGAAAGUCUGUAAAGAGCAGAACACCAAAUCAUGGCUUUCUGUGAUUUGGCAAGUCUGCAACGUUUUCAUGUCCUUAUUCUUCGCUCUUGCAACGUAUGUACAGAUUAAUGACCCAGACGCAGGGUUAUGGAUGGUCGGUUAUGGUGUCCCUGCAGUGCUUUGUGUUUUACUUGCCUUGAGUCCCCACGUGACAGAGACUUUGCCCUGGAGGCGUGUUGCUGAUCUCCAUGUUAUGGUUUCCAGUGCUGUUGUUGCCAUGUUGGGUUUGCGACUUAAUAAAGAGCAAAUCACAGAGAUCUUCCAACAGGAGGAGGGCAGAGAAUUUUCUGGUCUCAUUUUGACUGUUGUUUGGCUUCUCAUGUGCCGCCACUCUGGGAGGGCUCCAGUCGGGAUGCUCAGAGUCUCAACAGCUGUUGCCAUCACAGUUUUUCCCUUUGUGGCCUGGCUUUACUACCAUCUCAAUAAGGAUCUGAGAUCAAACUGGCCUUCACAUUGUAAAACUGCUAUUUAGUUAUCAGUUUCUUGCCACUUGUUGGCUGAUUAAAUGUUCCUUUUGAUUUGUUCCUUGACUGAAAAUCGUGGACCAAGAGUGCUGCUUCGGUAAACCUUUUGUAGUGUCAUUAAAUCCACAUGUGACAGCUAAGGUGCAUUGAAAUGAUGUCAUUCAAAAGUAUAAAAGUUAUUUUUCAUGUUUA
Messenger RNA from Scatophagus argus, 911 nucleotides. It is a transcript of the gene tmem220, whose product is annotated as transmembrane protein 220. Lineage: Eukaryota; Metazoa; Chordata; Actinopteri; Scatophagidae. The record is from RefSeq and is a predicted model, not a curated record. The coding region runs from base 74 to 727 and encodes 217 amino acids. The transcript has 7 exons.